UUCCUAUCUUAUAAUUUAUAGGGAAUUUUUCUACAUAUUAGAAAGUAGGGAAUUUCUUAUUCGAUUCGUUUUCGUAAAAAUAAAAAUUUUAAUGAAGUUAUUAUGUAAUAUACCCUUUUCAUUAAAAUGACAAAAAAUAGAAUAUCGCUAAUAAUCCCAAGUAAUUGCAAUGAAAAAUCUAUGGCGUUUUAUUCUCCUGACGUUUCUUUACAAGGCUAUUUCUUAAUUUCUAAUCUGAUUGAGAGAUUUCUUCAAAGGACCCUUGUGAUCCACUGUAACAGUUCGAUUAUCGACCCGAAUGUCGUUAAUGAAUGAAUUGCACCAUUUUAAAGUCAUUUUGAAAUAGUAGUUUUAAAAGUUUAUCUGUAGGUCUGUAUUAACUGACGAAAUACGUAAUAAAAAUUGAUGCGAGACUUUUCAUUGUAGAGACUACUAAUUAGGAAAUAGUUAAGUAAAUUUUAUUCGGUAAUUCUUUCCUUUUCGCAUCGAUGAUAAUACGGAAUAGCUGUUAGCCUCCGAAUACAGUAGGCCUCCAUUCUAUUUUUAGUGAGGAUGAGAUGAUACUUUCUCUAUUUUUCACGCUUUGUUCACUCUGCCCUAGUUCUCUGCCGACCGUUUUUAACGCUGACCCCAAUUAUCGUAUGUGUUGUGUAAUUCGAUCGAUGUCACUUCCGUUCCGACGUUUACCACCGCGCGUUUUAGCUCGAUUUUUAAAGCACACCUACGCUAUUGCCGUUGCCAGACGGAUUUUUACUGUAGUCACUCUCCACUUAGUUUUUCGGAAUCUGGUUGAGAAUAAAUAAGUGACGUGCGCGCGAAUAUCCGAUGCGUAAUACGUAGAAAAUACUAUAGAACAAUAUUUAUAUUAUUUUUAUUUGCCUGCCGUUUUUCAACCGGUGGACGGACCAUGAAAGAUACUGGAAGUGUUUGCGAUAACAAAGCUUCCGUUUUGAGAAGCAUUCGCAUUACUUACGAUAUAGACGCUAAAUUAUACGGAAACGUAAUUUUGGCGACUAAGCCACGAUUACAUCGUGGUUGCGAGUUUCAUUUUUGUUGGAGGAAAGGACGAAUAUCCAAUAAUCAUAUCGGAUCGUUGACUAAUGGCUGUUGCCCAUCAGCAUGGAAGAAAUUAAGAAAUAUUGUUCACUGGUCACCUUUUGUCCAAACUUAUAAAAAACAAAGAUAUCCUUGGGUACAACUUGCUGGUCAUCAAGGAAAUUUCAAGGCUGGCAACCAUGGUACAAUACUAAAAAAACUAUGUGGAAGAGAAGAAAUAUGUUUGGAACAGUUGAUGAAAGAUAGUCUAAAACCAUUCAUUCCAGAAUAUAAAGGAAGAAUUGUAUCAGAUGAUGGUGAAAUAUACUUAGAAUUACAAGAUUUAUUAGGUGGUUUUGAAAACCCAUGUGUUUUGGAUGUUAAAAUGGGAAUAAGAACAUAUUUAGAAGAUGAAUUAGCAAAAGCUAGAGAAAAACCAAAAUUAAGAAAGGAUAUGUAUGAUAAAAUGAUCCAAAUUGAUUCUGAAGAACCAACGGAAGAGGAAAAUAAGAUGAAAGCAAUUACUAAACCACGAUACAUGGUUUGGAGAGAGACUAUUAGUUCUACAGCUAGUCUUGGGUUUCGGAUAGAAGGAAUUAAGCAACCUGAUGGUACAUCAAGUAGAGAUUUCAAAACAACUAAAAGCAAAGAACAAGUAUCUUCUGCUAUAGAAAUAUUUACUAACGGAUAUCCACAUGCAUUGACAAUGUAUCUUCAGAGGUUAAAAUCUAUAUAUUCUACACUUGAAACAUCUGAAUUUUUUCUGACACAUGAAUUUAUUGGAAGUUCUUUGCUAUUUGUUCAUGAUAAGCACAAGGCUAACAUUUGGCUAAUAGAUUUUGCUAAAACAUGGCCCCUUCCAGAAGGUGUGCAUGUAUCUCAUUGCAAAUAUUGGAACGUUGGAAAUCAUGAAGAUGGUUAUUUAAUUGGUUUGAAGAAUUUAAUCAACAUAUUUCAAGAAUUAAUAGGCAGAAAAAAUGAAAAGAAAUUUGAACUAUUAAAUGAAGAAAAGAAAUCUUUGUAAUAUAAGUGUCAUAUUACAAUAUUUUAUACAGUAUAUCUAGAUAACAAUUUAUGCAAUAUUCCAAAGUUAAAUACAGUAAUAAUAAGCACAGAUGAAUCUUUUUUUUAUAUUCUUUACAAAUUAUAGUUAAACAAUUUUAUAAUAUUACCUUCAUAAUAGUUAGCAUAUUGUUAAAUUUAACAAAAUGUACAAAGUUAUCAUCAGCCAGUAAGGAGUCAUCCUUACUAUGAGGGAUCAGAGUUCAAGCCCAAUCCAAACACUAUAAUUUAUCACAUAUGAAGAUGUUCCUCAUUUCUUACUCAUGCUGGAUGACUUUAUUGUAGAUCAGGCCCAUCUAAAAUCGAUACAAUUUCAGCUGGUCAUUAAUCCUAAAACAUUAAUGCCUCAUAACUAAUCCAUCAUGAAAAGUUGUCAGAUUAUGAAAUCUAAGGAAUAUUUUUGUCAAUAAUACUUCAAAAAUUCCACAUGUAAAUUUAUCAGAAACUUUUUUUUAUUGGAAUUAUAUACAAUUAAAAUUUUAUAGUUGUACUCAGUCAAAUUUUGAACAUAUUUUUAUACUCUGCCAUUAAUUAAUAAUAAUAAAUUAUUACAAACUAAAAUCAUUUCAUAAAAUGUUAUGCUAUUAUUCAUUACAUGUUAAUUAAAGAGUAAUCAGUUUUAAGGCAGGAAUUAUUUUUUUCUUUAUUUCUAAACACUUUUGAAAUCCAUUCAUUUUGUGUUCAGAAGAAUGCAAUAUCUUUACAAUUAGCAUUCCAAUUCUCAAAAACAUUUAAGGAAAAACAAAAUGAAAAAAAUGUUACUCAAAGUUGAAUUAUUCUUUAAAUGUUUAAAAUUGUAUUCUAUAUACAUUUUAAACCUUUGUAAAAUGUAUAUAGAAUUAUAGUUUAAAUCCAAAUGUAAGUUGUUGCAUCAUUCCUUGGGACCAAUAAUAAGAAAUUUUAAUUUAUCUCUUUUAAUUUUACAUAUUUUACUUUCUGAUCUAAAUACUUUCUUAUAAAAAGUACAAAAUUUAACCUGUUUUAAUGAUUCUGUUGGCUAAACAUACUUAAUAUAUCAUUUCUAUCUUUAUUUUAACAAAAACUUUUUUAUGAUUGGAAAUUAUUUUAAAAAACCUGAUGGGAAUAAAAUUUAAAUUAUAAUGCAUUACUAGAAACUUUGAAUUCAGAUCUGUUAAUUACAAUAAGAAUAUAAUUGCCAAUGUUAUUAAAUGUUAUUGCAGAUUAUUGGAAAACAUUCCAACAAAAUGAAAAUUUUAUAUUUAGAAUUUAUUUCUUAACUGGUUUUAACUUCCAUAUAUAACUAUUUCUUAAUAAAAACUAAUUUGGUAAGAUAUUCUUGUCCUUAAUCAGUGUUUACUGAUUAAUCUUCCAGAAACUAUAAAACUUGAUUCAUUAUUUUGAAUAUUUUAAAAUUUUAAUGAUUAUUAUUUUAAUUAUAAAAUAAGAUAUACUAUUUGAUUCUGUUGCAAUGUAUAAUAAUAAUAUAUAACAAUGGAGUACAACAUAAUCCAAGUGAUUUUUAAGCUUUAUGUACAUCAGGAUAAUUACUGGCAUUUUGCCUAUUCUAGUCUAGUUUGUGUCUGUUAAAUAUAUUUAUUUGAUGUAAAAUUAGUAAGAUAAGCAAAUUUCUCAGAGUUUGUGAAUUUCUAUGCUUUGAGAUAUAAGAAUGAUCUUUCAGACUAAUGCAAACUAUUACACUAUCAACCAAUUUAAAUUUAAUUUAGCUGUGCCAUUUAAUUUUAGUUGAUAUAUCAUCAUCUUGGUGCUGUUUUUCACUGCAAUUAUAAUUCUUUUUCAAUAAUAAUUGUUGAUGACAUUGUAUAUUAUUGCUAUUCAGUAAAAUAAAUGUAUACAUAUUAUUCAUGGUUCUGUGAAAUGAAUCACCAUAUUGUACUUUCUUAGAACCAUAACUGUACUGUACAUGAUUUCUGAAUUUGAAGCUAAUAGUAAAUAUUUACUGUCUUCAAACUCAAGAAAUUUAAGGAGUUUAUGUAUAUAUAUAUA
Centruroides sculpturatus (bark scorpion) is the source of this 4062-nucleotide messenger RNA. RefSeq names its product inositol-trisphosphate 3-kinase B-like. The coding region runs from base 908 to 2059 and encodes 383 amino acids. The record is from RefSeq and is a predicted model, not a curated record. The transcript has 8 exons. Gene Ontology annotation, biological process: inositol phosphate biosynthetic process. NCBI's taxonomy places the organism in Eukaryota, Metazoa, Arthropoda, Arachnida, Scorpiones, Buthidae. Gene Ontology annotation, molecular function: inositol tetrakisphosphate kinase activity; inositol-1,4,5-trisphosphate 3-kinase activity. Gene Ontology annotation, cellular component: cytoplasm; nucleus.